Cinclus cinclus is the source of this 2096-nucleotide messenger RNA. It is a transcript of the gene FOXC2, whose product is annotated as forkhead box C2. NCBI's taxonomy places the organism in Eukaryota, Metazoa, Chordata, Aves, Passeriformes, Cinclidae. Gene Ontology annotation, biological process: cell differentiation; anatomical structure morphogenesis; regulation of transcription by RNA polymerase II. The record is from RefSeq and is a predicted model, not a curated record. The transcript has a single exon. The coding region runs from base 1 to 1467 and encodes 488 amino acids. Gene Ontology annotation, molecular function: DNA-binding transcription factor activity, RNA polymerase II-specific; RNA polymerase II cis-regulatory region sequence-specific DNA binding.
AUGAUGCAGGCUCGCUAUUCCGUCUCGGACCCCAACGCUUUGGGAGUGGUGCCGUAUUUAAGCGAGCAGAACUACUACCGGGCUGCCGGGACGUACGGCGGCAUGGGCAACCCCAUGAGCGUCUAUUCGGGCCACGCCGAGCAGUACGCGGCGGGCAUGGGGCGCUCCUACGGCCCCUACCACCCGCACCAGCCCACCGCCCCCAAGGACCUGGUGAAGCCACCUUACAGCUACAUCGCCCUCAUCACCAUGGCCAUCCAGAACGCCCCCGACAAGAAGAUCACGCUCAAUGGGAUUUACCAGUUCAUCAUGGACCGCUUCCCUUUCUACCGAGAGAACAAGCAGGGCUGGCAGAACAGCAUCCGCCACAACCUCUCGCUCAACGAGUGCUUCGUCAAGGUGCCCCGCGACGACAAGAAACCGGGCAAGGGCAGCUACUGGACCCUGGACCCCGACUCCUACAACAUGUUCGAGAACGGCAGCUUCCUGCGCCGCCGGAGACGCUUCAAGAAGAAGGAUGUCUCCAAGGAGAAAGAGGAGGCCCGGGAGCGGCUGCUGAAGGAGCAGCCCAAGCCCCCCGGGCUGCCCGGUGCCGACCUUCCCAAGGAAGCCUCCUCUUCCUCUUCCUCCGCCUCGGCGCCGGCCUCCGAGAAGAAGGUGGUGAUCAAGAGCGAGACGGCGUCCCCCGAGCUGCCCGUGAUCACCAAGGUGGAGACGCUGAGCCCGGCCAGCGGCGGGGCCCUGCGGGACAGCCCCCGCAGCGCCGCCUCGCCCCCCGCCGCCUCCUCUCCGGACGCGGCGCUGCCCGAGCAUCACCCCGCCGGUAACGGGCUGCCGGGCUUCAGCGUGGAGAGCAUCAUGACCCUGCGGACUUCCCCCGCGGGGGAUCUGAGCCCGGUGAGUGCCGCCUCGGGCAGGACGGGCGGAGGGCUAGCGCUGGGCUACCCCUCGGGGCAGCCGUCGGGCUACGGCGCGGCGUGCAGCCAGGCGCUGGACGCUAGUGGGAGCUACCACUGCAGCAUGCGGGCUAUGAGCCUCUACAGCGGCGACAGGCCGGCCCACAUGUGCGCUCCGCUGGAGGACGGGCUAGCCGAGCAUCCCACCGGUGCCCCGUCGCCUCUUGGCACGCUGAGCUUGCCCGCGGGGCAGGACGGAGCGCUGGGCGCCGGGCAUCCCCAUGGAGGCGGCGGCGGUGGCGGAGGGGCGGCGGGGGGACAGCCCGCGGCUUCUUGGUACCUCAACCACGGCGCUGAGCUGAGCCACCUGCCCGGGCACACUUUCGGCUCUCAGCAGCAGACUUUUCCCAACGUGCGGGAAAUGUUCACGUCGCACCGGCUGGGGAUGGAGAGCGCGGCGCUGAGCGAGCACCAGGUGAGCAGCAACUCCGCCUGUCAGAUCCCCUACAGAUCCGCACCCUCCCUAUAUCGCCACGCCGCCCCCUACUCCUACGACUGCACUAAGUACUGAGUAGCCGCCACACACCUCCCCCCUCCCCGCUUAGACCCAUUAAAAAUUAUUAUUAAUAAUUAUUAUUAAAAAAAAAUCGGGAGAAAUAAACCCACACCAAUAAUAAUAAUAAUAACAAUAAAAAAAAUCUGACAAGCUUCCCCGUGGACUUUGCGGCCACAGUUUUGAAGUUGGAAGUUUUCUCACUUCAAAGUGAAAUUCGCAAGUUCGAAGAUGCCAAAAGCACCGCUUUUGGGCCUCCUUAAAUUCCGGACAAGUAUAUUUUACUUGAAAAAAGGGGCAUGUCUCGUUUGAAAAAGGAAAAAAAAACCAUAAAAAAAAGAAAGAAAAGGAAAAAGUUAAAAAAAUUAUAUAUAUAUAUAUGUCUAUCUAAAAGUGGCAAAUUUUAUAUGCUAAAGUAUAGGGGGUCUCAGAAAAAUAAGUUAUGGACCAAUAUCACAACGACCAUUUAUACGUUUUAAAAGGAAAAAAAAGUUUAUAAAUUUAUAUAUAAAUAUAUGUCCUGGGUAUUUUUUGAGUUCUCUGUUGUGCUGUAAAAAAUAUGUGGAUUUCUAAUCAGGCUGAUUUUCAGAGCCAUUAAUAUAAUAUUUAAAGUUGAGUUCACUGGAUUAUUUUUGUCUCGCCCAAAG